AUGUUCUCCUCGGCCCUCCCCCGCCUUGCUUCGCGGGCCUCGGCUCAGGCUCCCAAGGCCUUUGGCAAGGCUCGCUUCAGCUCGACCUCGGCCAAGACUGCCCAGGGCGUCUGGGGCUCGCGUGCCGCCGUUGCCGGUGCUUCAGCUGUCGCUGCCGGUACCACCGCCUGGUACAUGCACCUUUACGGCGCUCCCUUCUCGCUCCUCCAGACCGCCGAGGCCAACACUGCUGCCGAGGUCGGUCUCCACCCCGCCGAGUACCCCUGGCCCCACAAGGGCUACUUUGAGACCUUUGACCACGCCGCCAUCCGCCGUGGUUACCAGGUCUACCGCGAGGUCUGUGCCGCCUGCCACUCGCUCGACCGCAUUGCCUGGCGUAACCUCGUCGGUGUUUCGCACACCGUCGACGAGGUCAAGGCCAUGGCUGAGGAGUUCGAGUACAAGGACGGCCCCAACGACGAGGGUGAGAUGUUCGACCGCCCAGGAAAGCUCGCCGACUACAUGCCCGCUCCCUACCCCAACGAGGAGGCCGCCCGUUCCGCCAACGCUGGUGGUUACCCCCCUGACCUCUCCCUCAUGAUCAAGGCUCGUCACGGUGGCGCCGACUACGUCUACUCGCUCCUCACCGGUUACGUCGAGCCUCCCGCUGGUGUUGUUGUCGCCGAGGGCAUGAAUUACAACCCUUAUUUCCCUGGCGGCGGUAUCGCCAUGGCUCGCACUCUCUUCGACGGUCUCGUCGAGUACGACGACGAGACUCCUGCCACCACCUCGCAGAUGGCCAAGGACGUCGUCCAGUUCCUUGCCUGGGCCGCCGAGCCCGAGCACGACGAGCGCAAGAAGAUGGGUCUCCAGGCCGUCAUUAUCAUCUCUUCGCUCACCGCGAUCUCGCUUUACGUAAAGCGUUUUAAGUGGACUGGCAUUAAGAACCGCAAGAUCUACUACAACCCCCCCAACCUCAAGCACUAG
Molecule: messenger RNA, 966 nt
Organism: Apiotrichum porosum
Lineage: Eukaryota; Fungi; Basidiomycota; Tremellomycetes; Trichosporonales; Trichosporonaceae
Gene: CYT1
Product: cytochrome c1
Exons: 4
Coding region: 1-966 (321 amino acids)
Biological process (GO): mitochondrial electron transport, ubiquinol to cytochrome c
Molecular function (GO): heme binding; electron transfer activity
Source: RefSeq, a predicted model, not a curated record